Molecule: messenger RNA, 9922 nt
Organism: Schistocerca cancellata (South American locust)
Lineage: Eukaryota; Metazoa; Arthropoda; Insecta; Orthoptera; Acrididae
Gene: dikar
Product: mucin-12
Exons: 13
Coding region: 128-5779 (1883 amino acids)
Biological process (GO): chromatin remodeling
Cellular component (GO): CERF complex
Molecular function (GO): protein binding
Source: RefSeq, a predicted model, not a curated record
CUUUCAUUUGUUCGUAAAACUUCUAACAUUGAGUACUUCCGGCCAUUCAAAACAACAAAACAUUGGAGGGAUUUUGCCGUUGAAGUUGUGUGGUUGUGUUUUAAUUUAGGACAUAGAGUGAAUACAAAUGGAUGAUAUACAGUCAUGGUGGGAAGUGCCCUGUAUAGCUCACUUUUGUUCCUUGUUUAGGGCAGCUUUCAAUCUGCUGGAUUUUGACAUUGAGGAGCUGGAAGAAGCUUUGCUGACUGAUGGCGCAGAAGAUUCUGGAAGCUCAUUACUUCAAGAACUGAUUGUUAGGCUGUUGUGUGGCUGUUUAGGGAACAAUGACAUUUCAACUUUUAACUACCAGAUGUUUUUGAGACGUCUAUUCCGACAAAAGUGUCAGGAAUAUGGAAGAGAGAAUCCCUUCAAUACUGACAUGGACUUUCAGUUCCUACCUUUACGAACAAAGGUUGAAAUAUUGCAUGCUUUGUGUGAUUUCCGAUUGGAUGCUGAUGAUGUCCAGGAUGUACUGAAGAACUUGGAAUCAGAUAGUUUAAGGGUUGAGCCCCUUGGUCAUGAUGAAAACCAUUCAGCAUACUGGUACUUCUAUGGAACGAGAUUGUAUAGGGAAGAUUACCCUAAAGCUAAAAAAAGAGUAAAAGAAAAGAAACGAAGAUUAAAGGAUGAGAAACGAAAGAAGAAGAGAGGAAAAUCACCAGCUGAUUCAGAAGGAGAGGAACAAAGCAGUAGUGUGUGGCAAGUGGUUUGUUUCACAGAAGAAGACUGGGACAAAGUCACUGAAGGUUUCAGGGACUCUACAUCUAAAGUUGAACGAGCCUUGUACCACACACUGUCGGAAGACUUUCUGCCUGAAAUACCUCGCCUAUUUUCAGAGAAAGAAAAGUUGCAAAGAAAGCGACUGCUUGAAUAUCAGCCAAGGCGGCAAUCCAGCCGACUAGAGAAGCUAAAACAGCAGAAAGAGGAGGAAGAGCGGUUACAACAAAAAGAGGGUGAGAGACAACGACAAGAAAGGGAACGUAAAGAACGAUUGCUUCAGGGCAUCACAGCGAAAGAAGAACGUGCAAAUAGAGCUCUCAUGCGCUCAAUUUCUCGAACUAAUUCAGAGUGUGGGAGUACUAGUAGUUUGACUGAUUUGGUGCCUGAACCAAGGGGAUUUAUUGGUCGCCAGACAAAUAACUCCCUUUCUUCUGCAACAGGACAAAUAGUUAUUCAAGGGCUGCGACGUAAGCUUCGUGGUUCUCAGGUUUUCAGGCAAAGUGAAGAAGAUUUGCAAACAGGGAUGUACAAAAUAUUAGAACAUGUUAAAGCACACGAGGAUGCGUGGCCUUUUCUCGAUGCAGUGGACGAAAAAUAUGCACCGCGAUAUUAUUCUAUUAUUGCAAGACCCAUGGAUCUUCAAAAAAUGGAAGAGAAGCUUGAUGAUGGAGAGUAUCUCUCCUUUGCUGAAUUUAAGGCUGACUUUCAACUGAUUGUGGACAAUUGUCGACAGUACAAUGGUACUGACAAUGAAUAUACUGAAAUGGUGGGGAAUCUUCAAGAAGCAUUUCAAAUGGCAGCUGAACGGUACUUGGAAUCUGAUCCAUCAUCUGAUGAAGACGCAUCAGUUGAGCUACCAAAAAGGCAAAGCCACAGUAGUACAUCUGGGCAUGGUAAUGUGCAAGGCAGUAAGAAGAAAGGAAAGACUGAUAAAAAUCAGGAAUUGGAGGACAAGAUGGAGAGUGAUGAAAGGUCACUAACACCAUCAAGUAUUUUAUCUGAAGCUUCAGGUGAAAGUGAAAAGGAGCCGGAGGUGUGUAGUAAUAGAUUUGAAAACACAGAGUCAGUACAUGAAGAUGGCUCUGAAAGUGCCAGCUUAAAAAAUGAGAGUGAGAGUGAGAAUCAGUAUCCCAGGAGCACAAACGGAAACAAAAGAAAUAAGAAGACAGGCGUAAUUAAGAAUGCAGCAGCUAUUGAAGCGUUGGAACUAGCAACAGAGCAGACACUCAAGGAUAUUAACAAGUGGCUAGAUGACACACCACGAUUCUCUGAAUUUUCAUCUGCAAGUAAUUCCCCAUCAUAUUUCAUGAACACUGGAACUGAAGAAUAUGAUGGGUCAACUCGUGUGGAUGAACAUAAAAAUAGUUCUAAAUCACAUGAGAAAGCUUUCCGUAAGGAACAAAAGGAUGCAUCAAAAAAGCGUUUGAACAAGGAUCCUGCCAAACAGCAACGUAAACGAGAGGUCCAAAGAACAAUUGAUCGCUUACAGCCAGGCAAGAGCAAAGGAAAUCUGCUAUCCAACAUUCAGAGUACAAGUAAAGUAGCAGAAGAUGGGAGUAUUGCUGGAAAACCUAAAGAUGGAAAAGCAUUACAACCUGUGAAGUCUGAAGAAACUAUGCCAAAACUUAGUCUGGGGUCUGUCUUAAGAAAUGAUGUUUUAGCCUUCGGUGUUGGCAGUGGGCAUAAUUUUUCCACAAAAGAGGAGGCUGAAGACACCAAAUUUGAUCUCUCAGAAGAUGAAUUGUCGAAGGUUCCUGUAGAUGUUAAAGUGCCUGUGUCUCCAGAAUCUCACAAACCCGUGUGUUCAAAUUUGUCUGCAAAGAAAGAAACUGAAGAGUCUGUAGAAAGCACUAAAAAUAUAGUACAACAAACAAAGCAAGAAAAGGCUACACCAAAUCUUAGUGCGUGGUUCAAAGCAUUUGGUGCUCCGAGAACACUGACAGUGCAGAAAAAAAAGUCAGACUCUUGCUCUCAGGAAAAUGAAUCUCUUCCUACAGGUGAAAGAACUGAUUCUCAAAAUGUUCCUUUUACAGAUAAAUCACAUACGUUUGAGCGAGAGUCUGUCCCUUCAAAGUAUUCUAGCAUUGCGAUGGGUGAUCUCUAUAGUGGAAGAAUGCCAGAAGAAUCAGAGAAAAGAUCAUUACACUCCCCACAGCAAAGAAGUGGGCAAGAAGAAGCUACCACUUCACCGUUACAGAAUGUUUCUCGUCAAAGGAGAAUAAGCACGGGUAGCAGCAUGUCUGAACGUUCUUCAUUUAGCCAGGAUCCAAUGGACCCACUAGACGGUUCCUCCCCUCGUGUGGAAAAUUAUUCCACCCAUUAUCCUUCCCCCCUUCAUCGUUCUCCAGUGGCUGCAUCACCCCUGAUGGCAUCUCCUCGUCCAGAAGAUAACCUGAAGCUGCCUCCAUAUCAGCCUAUCAAUGGAACUAUACGGGCUGGUUUUUAUCAAGAUACAUCUUCACUUCAGAAAGGAAGUCCAGACAAAAACAGCAGCAAUGGUAGCCCAAGGGACCAGAUGCACUCAUCUGCAUUUCCUUUAUAUAGUCCACGAAUGUAUCCACCAGCUAAUGAUUCAAUAGGCUACUCUACAUACCAGGGAAGAUCACCAGAAUCUCCAGCAGCUUUGCUGGGACCAAAGUCCCUGUACAGCAGUGUUCCGGUAUAUAGUGCAAGUCCCAUGAUGCAGUAUUAUGACACAAGUAAGCCACUGACUGAUCAGUAUAGGGCUGCAAGAACACAAGCAGCAGAAGAAGAUGUACCCUCAUCAGUUAAUACCAGUAAUGUCACAACAUUUUCAACUAGCCAUCAGCAAAGCACAGGAACAUCAACUUCAGCAUCUAGUACAAUGACUAAGUCACUGAUGAAACCAUCAUCCAUUUUCCCUGUAAAAAAACGUUUGUACAGUGAAGUGGAGCCAUCUUCAGUUGGCAGAUUGCCUCCACCAGCACAUGCUUCUGAUCGAGCUCCUUUGGAAGGAUUUGUUGCAGAUCAAGCCCGUGAUUCUGUGCCUUUGGAUUGUGCGCGGCAUUCCCCUGAGAGAGCACACCAAAUGUCUCUGCCUAAUAUUGUUUCAGGGAAUGAAAGAUUCCAUAGUAACGUGGAAAACCUUCAUGCCCCAAUGCCGGUGAAUGAGAAAUCUCUGGCAUUAGUCACAAAUUCAGAUGUUAUCUCUGAAAGCCCACGUUUAAAAGAAGAGUUUCUCAAUCAACCAAAUGUUAUGACUGGCCGUGCAUCACCUCAAGUGCCAAGACCCCUCUCUUCGCCGUGUUCAAAAAAUACAUUAUCUGAUGAUGAUGUUCAAGUAAUAGGUGUUUUAAAGAAGUCUCAUGCCUCAUCUCCAAACCUGUUACUUUCUUCUGCUUCUUCACUGUCUCCAAAACAGAGUCAUUUAGCAGCUAACAGUAAGUCUCUAACAGACUGUGUGCCAAAUGUUAGUAACAAGACCUUUAUGACUAAUCACUUAGAGCAUGAUGGACCGCUUAAGGAAAAUGCUAUGUCCAAAAAGAACGCAGAGGCUCCCGAAUCUUGCAUUGUAUUGCAUUCUCAUAAAGAUGUAAAUGUCACAGUGCCACAUAAACAAAUGCGACAGGUGUCACCACCAAUGCCGCAACCGAGUCCAUCUUCUCUUAGUGUUGCUCCACCAGCACACAGUGGAGAUUUCUCCUUUCAUCGAGCACCUUUCUCACCUCUUCCUCAGUCCCCAGUAGGAGUAGAUGCAUCAGCACCUUUAAGAGGUAGUAUAACUAACCUCUCGCACAUUGUUGAAAGGUUUCCAACUGAUGGAAGAGGUAUUUCUGCAAUUCAGGGAACUAGCUCUCAAUAUUACAUAGAAAAAACUGUUAAAAACCAACUUAUGUUUAGUCAGAACAUUUCGUCUUCUAUACAUGUUCCAUCAACUUCAGCUACAAAUGUACCCGUGUUCUCUCAAGUUCCUUCCACUAUUGCAACAUUGCCUUAUAAUAGAAACAGCCCUACCGCUCCUUCUCUAAAUUACACCCAGUCACAGUUGUCACCACCUUUAAAAACCACAAAUAACCAAGGAACCUACAGCAGAUCAGAAGAAUCUUCCUUAUUAUCUGUGAAAAACAGUGUAGCCACAUCUGGGCAGACAACAUUUACUCAUUCUGUUUCGGAUUUGUCAUCAGCACUGGCUAAAAGCUCUUCUACCUCGCCAAAUAUACAGGCCUCUUUAAAUAAACCAGUUGCAGAUCUUUCACCAGUGUUGACAAGCAAAGACUCCCAACCCAUAGAUCUCCAAGUACCAUUUGCUCACCAAGCUACUGAUUUGACACCAGCCAUUCAUAGCAAAAUAUCUGGUGCAUCUGCUAACACUACAUCACACAAUAGACAAAUGACAGACUAUUUGCCAUCUAACAAAGCAUCCCCUUCUACAGAAAUGCAAGGACAGCCAAAGUCUCGGAAACGAAAGACAAAAGUUGCAGUUGCUAGUAGUGGAGUGUCUGUUGCAAGUAGUGUUUCAGGAUCAACAGCAUUUCAACAGUAUGUGGGACUAAAGGGUGACUCAGUGAUCUCUGAACCUACAGCUAUAUCUCUCAAGACAACUAGUGUUGUUCCAGGUAGUGCCUUUAACUUUGGACCUCGUCCAGGUUGCCUGGGUAUAUAUUCAGACAAAGACACUUUUGCAGGAUAUCUUGAAGAUUAUCGGACUGCAUCUACAAACUACUACAUUGCUGCUUCAGAAUCUGGACGUGAUAAAAUGGUGCAGAAUUCACCUGCACCAUCGGCAAAUCCAUUCCAGGUAUUCACUCAUUCUCAACCUCGUCAACCUGCCUAUUCUCCCCUGGCGCAAGCUUUUAUAAACCAUCAACAAGCUCUGGUUGAUCCCCCUGGUGCCCCUGGUUCCAUAUACCAGCCUUAUGAACUACUGCGCCAUUCGAGUUCUCCAAUGGUCCUGCAUCAAGGCCUUUUACCACCUCCCUCUGGCUUCCCACCUGGCUAUCACCCUGCACUUAGUAUACGUCAGCCGUAUGAUUCAGUGAAUCGACCAUCGUGGCUGUGAUCAUUGUGACAUCAAAACUGAAAGCAGUUGUGACUGUAUACGUGUGAAAAGUAUUUUAAUACCCAUAAAGUCAAUACCAAAGAAACCACUGCUGAUUAACACGUUUGCCAAUGAGAUGCUGUUGUUCAUUUAUUGUUUAUAGACUAGCAAACAUCACAUUAUAUGUGUAUUGUUGAUUUUUAUAUGUUUUUAUGUGACUCAAAUCUUACAUUUCCAUUUUGAUUUUUAAUGAAUAUUGAUACUGUAUCUUUUAUUUGCUAAGGAAUACUGUGCUCAUGCUUUAACCAGUGUCUCAGAAGUACAGCAUAUUGUUGUGUUUUUAUAGUAUUUUAUUGUAACUAUUCCAAAGAUCAGCUGUCUGAUAUGUGAAAUGUUUAACUGUGUGUAAAUAGUUUUUUUUAUACAAAGGUAUAUUUAUUAAUUCUGUGAUAGCAUUAACUGUGUACAUGGGUGCCUUGUAUUUCUUUCUUUGUGUGUGUGUGUGUGUGUGUGUGUGUGUGUGUGUGUGUGUGUGUGUGUCAGAGAGAGAGAAUUUGCAAUCACAUUCUCUCCUUUGUGUGAAGUUUCCUUGUAGUCAAAAUGCAUUAAACUUUCACUGCUUUUUUAUAUCCUGUUUUGCAACACAUUUCUUCCUUAUUUUUGUCAUUGAUGAGCAAUUAAUCAUCAUGCCUAAUAUUUAACAAACUUGUUAUGUGAACACUCAAAAUUUGUAUGUAUUGAUUCAAAAGCAGCUUUAAUGCACAAUAAUGUAAAAGAUUUUAAAGCCACAUAGGAAAUUAGUCAUGUAGUUUCUGUUUACAUUUAUUAUUAUUUAUGAAUUAGUUUCUUCAACUAGGCCAAAAAAGACUGAUUCAUUAUUCACUAAUUACAGAUUCUGUUUUGAUUUUAGGAAGAGAGAGAGAGAUCUCAAAAGACAAUAGAUGUAAUAUUUCAAGGAAAUGCCAUUACUCCUAAGAUGAUGUGCUAAUGGCAGAUACGCAGUAAACACACACACACACACACACACACACACACACACACACACACACACACACACACACUCUCUCUCUCUUAGCAUGUGUGCUUAUCAUAAGAUAAAGAUCUGCAAAGUAAGAAAAGAGCAUUGAAUGACACCGAGGAAAAAAAGAGGAACAUUCCGUUAAAGCCCAGGCAAACCAAAGUAUUUUCCAUGAAUGUACCCUAAGUGUUGAAAAGCUAUACCUGUAACCAUCAAAGAUAACUUAAAUACCUGCAGUCUGUUGCCCUAAGCUGAUUCUCUGACAUAGCAAAGUCACAAAAUAGAUUUUUCUGGAGGCAAAGCUUUUGUAGCAUUUCAUUUCGAGUCCCUGAGGUUCUCCAACUGGGCAGGAAGUGCAAGAAGUUCAAAUAGGUGGAUUGAAUGCCCUCUGUUUUGUCAGAAGCUUUGAUACAUUUGGAUACAAGAAUCUUCAGACAUUGUUGUCUUCCUCUAUGGGAAAUAAUUGGUAUAUUUUAUGUUGGAUAGACUUGGUCAGCAGAUCUGGUUAACUGGUGAAUUGUCAAGAGUUUCUGGCUACUGUGCUAGCUCCAAUUAUACCCAGUACUAACAUAGGCGAUGGUGAAUGAAUCAGAAUUUUUAUUUUUAUUUAUGAAACACUGUAAGUUUAAUGUCUGUAAAGCAUUUUCUUUUAAUGUAGUUGGCUAGGGUCUAUAAUUCAAAAAACACAAAAAUUUGUAUUUCAUUGUUCUUAAUUUAUUUGUGAAUGUUUACUCAUCAUGGUACAUGCCCCUCUCCUGGCACGCAAGAACGUACCAACCAAUGGUCAUAUGGUGCUAAAUGUUGUCUUGCCCAGAAUUCCAUUGCGAGUGCAUGGACUAUGUAUUCCUUUGGAACCAUAAUGAACUAUGUCUGUGCCUUAACCUCAUCUCCAUUGAACAUCAGAUUUACAAACAUUAAUGCUACUCCAGAUACUCUUAACACCCUUUCCUGGAUGAGGAAACACAAUAAUUAAGGCACUGGUCUUUUUUGCCAGAAGAGCAGUAUUAAUAUGCCAUUUAGUCAACAUGAUUUAUUUUUUCUGUUUAUAUAUAUGUCAGUUCUCAUGAAUGCGACGGUGGUAGGUUUAACAAGACCAGUCUGUUUCUUUAAUAGUACCCACUCACCUUCCCCCAACCCCCACCCCCUCCAGUCCUAAGUAUCUCUAAUUACAUUGACAUGGAUAUCAUCACUUUAAAAUCUCAGUUUACAGUAUACUAACUAUAAAUUACCCAAUUUGCAUUACUUAUGCACUAAAAAAUAUCCUACAGCAAGUGUACCUCUUGACUUUAGCAUUUACAAUGAUAAUUUGUCCCUCACCUGUGUGGAGUAGCCUCACCAAAGCCUUUAGAGACAAGUGUCCACUUAUGCACUCCAAAAACAUAUCCCCUGUGUUCUGUUUUACUUAAUGGUUAAUGGGAGUUUCAAAGGACAAUUUGUUUUGUCAUUCAGUACCACAUUGCUCUUGAUGUGCUUAACCCUACCAUCAGCGAGCUCCUCAACUACCUAUUCUUACAUCUUGAAUUGAGGAACAGCCUCUCCAAGAAUCUUAAAUUCACCUGCGUAAUCCAUCUAACAUUGUACCUCACCAUUUGCUUUACCUCCAGCCUUACAUUUUAGCCUACAUGUCAUCCAGUGUGAGACAUGUCCUGUGCAUACACCCAUUUCUCCAUGUUGCAGCCGUGCCUUGAGCGCCUUCAUCAUAGAUAUAGACAACUGUGAAGGCAGCCACAUUAUGCAGCUUUUCUACAACAGUUUUGUGUUUUGUAAAAGUACCAUAGCCAUCAAUUGGCAAUCUGUGACAGUUGAUUAGCACAGGUGUAAUAAUGCUGUUCUGCCCAUGGCACCUCCACGGUCCAUCCUGUACAGUAGCUGCUGUUAGAUGUGUAGCUGAAUACAGUCCUCAAGAAUCUAAUACAAUCUUGCAUCUAUUGACCAUCCCUCUUACACCGCACAAAACUAUGAUUGUCCUUGUCAUCUUUCUGCAUCUGACAUCUUUAUGUUGCUUUCCCUGCAUCAUUACCUUUUGUGUGUUUUCCAUUCAUGCCCUUUUCUCUGUGUCUUUCUGUAGGUCUUGGUGUCAGAAAGUCUCUCCUUCAUGUGGACUUGCCCUGUGUCAUCAUCUGAUUAUGAGAGCUGUUCUGGAAAUCUUAUCCGUCUUUCCCUACUCAAUCGUGUCUUCGUAUCUUUCACUCUCUAGCUCCCUAGACCAAUAAUCACUCUUUAUUGAGAGGAGUGUGAGUGUUUUCAAUGGCACACCAAUAACUCAGAGAAAUAAUACAUCUCUGAUAACAAAGUAGACAUCCCAGUGUGUGUGUGUGUGUGUGUGUGUGUGUGUGUGUGUGUGUGUGUGUGUGUGUUCAUACCCCCAUGCUUAUCUCCCACUUAGUGCUUCAUCCUUAGGUUGAGUGUUGGUAUUUCCAUGUAAUCAAUGCAUGAAUUGUGUGCAGACACAUAUUACAGUUACUGAUAGCUGGAAGCUUUCUGUUAGUUAUUGCAUCUUGAUCAUUGUAUUUUGGUACAACCUGUUUUCAAAAAGUGUCCUGUUGUUCAUAAACCACUAAAAUCAGAAAAUUGGAGCAGCAACACUGGAUAGUCUUACCUUGUAUAUAUGAGAGAUGGGAAAUGUGAUAGUAUACUUUUUAAUAAUUGAAAAUGCUGUAAUAUGUGUUUUUCCUUCACCAUAUUGAAAUUGCCUUGAAGAAGGAAGUCUAACUGAGAAUGGAAGAAAAAUUGAGGUUCUUAAAUAGAGACUGGAAAUAAGAUUUAAAUUCAUCAAUAACGCUGCAUUAGUGAUUUCAAACAAUGGGAAAUCCUGGCUGGAAUAACUUUAGUGAUUUAUUUGACUAAAUAGUAUGAGCUAUUCUUCCUUCUUUGAUAGAUCAUCUUUCAUACAGUCAUGCUGUACUUCCGAGAAAGGAAAAGUAUCUUCUGUUUUUAAUCGUAUGUAUAGAAAUUGUUGCUUGUUGUGUCUCUUUGUUGGAUGCAGUUGUGUUUUUAAAGCUCGUAAUUGUACAUUUGUAAAAGUAAAGUGUCCAUAUGUACAAAAGAGUUGGAAAAUUGAAAUGUAAAAGAGCUCUUUCAAAGUCAGUGAUUCCUGUAUGCAGGAAAAACAGCAUAAAAUGCAAAAAAGCAGUGACAUUCGUAAA